Molecule: messenger RNA, 2112 nt
Organism: Alosa sapidissima (American shad)
Lineage: Eukaryota; Metazoa; Chordata; Actinopteri; Clupeiformes; Clupeidae
Product: MOB kinase activator 2-like
Exons: 3
Coding region: 82-408 (108 amino acids)
Biological process (GO): positive regulation of protein phosphorylation; signal transduction
Cellular component (GO): cytoplasm; nucleus
Molecular function (GO): protein kinase activator activity
Source: RefSeq, a predicted model, not a curated record
GCAUGCAAUACAAUAUUCUUCUGGCAUGAUGAAAAGGGUAAGAAGAUUAAAUGCACAGCUCCCCAGUACGUUGACUUCGUCAUGAGUUUGGUUCAGAAACUGGUGACCGAUGAAGACAUAUUCCCUACAAAAUAUGGUAAGGAGUUCCCCAACUCGUUUGAGUCACUAGUGAAGAAGAUCUGCCGGUUCCUGUUCCACGUGCUGGCACACAUCUACUGGGCGCACUUUAAGGAGACGGUGCUGCUGGACCUGCAGGGCCAUCUGAACACUCUCUACGCACAUUUCAUCGUCUUCGUCCGGGAGUUUAACCUGGUCGACCCCAAGGAGACCUGCAUCAUGGAUGACCUGUCGGAGGUCGUGUGUACCCCACCGCCCCCCUCUGCACAGAACCACGUCACGGAGAGAUGAGUGCUCCCCGGGGUGGGACCUUUACCCCAGCUAGGAACAGGACAAGAGCCUCAAACAACCCAACUCACCCCACCCCACACACACACACGCACACACACACACAUAUAUAUACACACACAUACGCACCCCAACCCCAUCUCACUCUAGCCCAAAGGCCUGGAUGCCUUUAAGGGGCUCAGAGACCUCACACACAUACACACACGCACGCAUUCCCGCACUCCCUGGUCAUUCUUGCAUUGGAGUGGUCCGAGGAUUCGGUGUGGGAUGUGGGGUGGGAAGGGGAGGGGAUUUGAGCUGAAGGGGAGAUGACUGGUUUGAACUCCAUCCCUGGGCUGUGCCCCCCCCCCUCCACUUGUCACCAUUGCAGAUAAAACUAGGAGAGGUGUGUAUUUUGUUUUUAUUGUUUUGCUUUUAUUUCGUUGGAUUUUUUGUUGUGGUUUUUAAGAUUUUAUUUUAAUCUCGGAGGCUGUUUUUUGUUUUUGUUUUUGUUUUGGAGGGGUCAUGUUCCCUUCCCCUCUUCACUGGCUUACUAUAACUGUAGUGGCGCUGUUUCACUGUUUUACUGAAGAUGGUGUGCACAGCCCAAACUUAUAAUAGCCACUAGCUCCCCCUUGUGGUGGGAAGACUGUAGGGAGCAGGUGCUUCUCCCGUCCAUCCAGUGGCUCAGCCUAGAAGCAUGGUGCGCUGAUGUCUAACGUGUGUUAUAUCAUUUAAACUGUCUGAUGCCUGGGAUGAUCAAAGCGUCUCUACUCAGGACCUGAGAGAACAUGUCACUGCUGCCAGAGAGAUAAUGGUCUCUCUCUUUCUUUAUCUCUCUCUCUCUCUCUUUCUUUAUCUUUAUCUCUCUAUCUAUCUCUCUCUCUCUCUUACAUUCUACAACAUUUGCAAUACCUUAUUCUGCAUUAAUUGUAUAGUACUGAAUUCUAAAGUCUACCUGACCCUCUUCAUAUAGAACUCUUUACAUACUCUGUAUUGGGUGUGUGUGUACACACACACACACACACACACACACACACACACACACACACAUGCCAAGACAGGCUGAGGGGAGGAAAACAAACAGCAUCAACAAGGUCAUAGAGAAUAUAAUACGCAUACAUAUUUAAUAUUUCAGGAUAAAUGGCGUGCAUGGGCCUUUGCCCCUCUGGAGACCUGAGAAGCACAGGGAGCAGAGGGAGGGGGUGGGUGUUGCUGCUGGGGUGGGGGUGGAUGGCCCAGUUGUAGCUGUGCUUAGGGGCCUGUGGGGACAAGGACAUGGCAGGUGUCUGCUAGCCUACUAAGGUAGAUGUCUGCUGGAGUCGGAGGCCAGAGCGUCACUGGUGGCGAUCAAUUGAUGUGCUAAUUGCAUCACACCGAGGAUUCCAAAUGCCUCCAAUAUAAUAGCCCUUUGGGUUUUUUUUUUUUUUUAACUUUUGCUUUCUGUUCAUUUCCCUGUUUUAAAGGAUUUUUUUAAGUAUCAAGAGAGGUCAUGACAAUGGCGUUGUGUGAGCAUGUAAGAUGCACAUGUCAUUGCAAGUUGGUUGUGUCAGAACUUUGCCUCUGUCAAAAGGGGAUUGGACUUGUAUUUAAUUUAUUUUGGUCUUAUUUGCAGGGUUCUUUAGUUCUGGCUUUCCUUUUAUCUAUUUUAAUUAUUAUCUUAAGUUAAAAGCGAUUUUAAUAUUUUAAGCUCUGCAAAUUAUAAUCUAAUAAAAGACAAAAAUACCA